AUGGCCGAAUCGGGCGUCGAUGUUUUUGGUUUCUUCUCCAACGUACUGAGCCUUCUAGCUUUCUUGGGUCCCUUGUUAGGCGUCAUCUAUUUCUAUCUACCCUCCUGCCGUCAGAAGUGCCUUGAUGAGCUCCUGUGCGAGACGGAGGGGAUGUGGCGCACGGCGCACGAAGAAGGGUUGUUCGUUGACCCGACGUUUGAAACGUUUCUCGGGACAACUGAGAGGAAUUUGGCUCUUUUUCGCUCCCAAGCGAGCGAUUUGCGCACCGAAACAUAUUCUGCUACAACCGUCUAUCAUCAAUUGAAAGGUGCCGUAACUGGCCUAUCGCUCAGAAUCGUCUACCUGUGUGAACAUGUCAAGAAACUUCGCGCCACGAUUUUAAGCACCACGACUAAGGAGCGCAAGAAACUUGAGAGAGAAGGUCGUUAUAUAUCUGUAGGUCAACGGCCAUUCCCUGCAGGUACAACUGCGCACCCCCGGAGUUCCUUCAACGAGGCUGCACAUUCCUUCCCUUGCGGGGCUGAUGGCUCGGACAACACAGAGUAUUUUCCCCGUCCAGGAUCCGUGCCUGAACCCCCCACGGAAGACGGAUCCAUGCUCUCGCACCACCGCAAUGAGCCUACAGCAUCAACCCCGGAUUCUUCCACCCUAACGGAGUCUGAUAGCGAAAUUGCCGAGUUGGGAAAGCCUUCUUUCGUAAAUGUGCCUGUGGAAGACGUUCACAUCCAGUCCUUGGAAAUGGACGCGGGCACCAUACACCCUCAGCCCAGCGCCAAUUCGGAUCACGGAGACGAUUCGGCUUCGCCCUACCACCCAUCUCCAACCGACUCCACGCUCUACAAGGUUCUUAGCCUCGUCCAUGACGACCUGAACGCAAGAGGACAGGGCCAUCCUCUCCUCCCCGCGGCUGCCGAAUUUGCUCGUGCUCCUCAUCGCAUCGACCUCGAGACUCUGCUCAGAGAGUACGAACACGAAGGCGAUGAAUCGACUUCGUUGUCGGGAGAUCUACAAAUGAAAACGAUCGAAGAAUGCAUCUCCGUAUGCGGAUGA
Molecule: messenger RNA, 1050 nt
Organism: Sparassis crispa
Lineage: Eukaryota; Fungi; Basidiomycota; Agaricomycetes; Polyporales; Sparassidaceae
Exons: 5
Coding region: 1-1050 (349 amino acids)
Source: RefSeq, a predicted model, not a curated record